This is a messenger RNA of Fusarium oxysporum Fo47, 861 nucleotides long. RefSeq lists its product as uncharacterized. Bases 1 to 861 code for a protein of 286 amino acids. The record is from RefSeq and is a predicted model, not a curated record. The transcript has a single exon. NCBI's taxonomy places the organism in Eukaryota, Fungi, Ascomycota, Sordariomycetes, Hypocreales, Nectriaceae.
AUGUCUCCAGACCCCCCAUUUCGCCUUAUCGACCUAGAAGGCCCCCACUCCAGUGUGUGUAUCGAUCCCGACAUGCAGCCUUACUGGAAUCUGUUGCUCCAGCGUCGCCUCGCGUGGAUCCGGCAUAACCGCGACACUGCAAACAUCGACCUACAUAACUUGUUGCCUGGCCCCGACGGACUUCCAACCUGCAACAACCUCCCCUCCGAGCCCGAAGGUUUCCAGCCAAUUCCAUUCAAUAAAGAUCGCGCCAGUUUUCUCGACCUCAAAUUGCUCUUUCAGCCUGCCAACCGUGUCUGGGCCCAGGAGCACAUCGUCGAACACGAUACCGUCGAAAGGGUCACGAGGAUCCUAGAAGAGAGAUCAACGGCAACUCAUCUCGUCUGGGAUAAGGUCCUCGAUUGGCUCAUGAACUUGGAUGUGACCAGAGACAUCAAAUCUCUUGAUCUGAUGGAACGGAUUAUGGACGCGACAAGGGUGUACACGAGGGACUCUAACCAACUUACGUACCUGGCCAGACAGCCACACUGUAUUUUGGAGUACAAAAAGUUCUGUCGCACGUCGUGUGUCCAGACCAUGUGCCGCAUCAUCGGACUCGACGUGGAUGAUAAGUUUACCUGGUUAGACCAGCCGUUCAAGCAUAAACGACUCGUGUGUCGUGAAGACCAUAUUCGCAACAUCAUUCAGCCCGCGCAUCAAGCUCUUUCUGGAAAGAUGGAUAAUCAGGUCGAAGACAUAACCGCCUAUGUUGCUGAGCGUGUGAGGGAUCUACUAGAAGCGGAGGACAAUCUGGCACUGCUUAGACGACUUGACCACGAGUUGGUCGUCAUGAUGCAUCAGGUCCGCAAGAUGCAAGUAUGA